AUGUCCCUCGUCGCUCGCAGCGAGUACGCCCUGCACCAGCUCGUCAAGCGCAAGAACUGGGCCCAGCGUGAGCCCGGUGUCAUUGUCGUCCUCGUCAUUGUCUUCCUCGUUGCCGUCCUGGUCAUCGCCAUGUUCAUCAACAAGAGAAGGCAAGCCGCCCAGGCAGGCGUCAUCAUUUCCAAGUAA
Messenger RNA from Plenodomus lingam JN3, 186 nucleotides. Lineage: Eukaryota; Fungi; Ascomycota; Dothideomycetes; Pleosporales; Leptosphaeriaceae. The record is from RefSeq and is a predicted model, not a curated record.